UUGGAGAAAUUCAACAGCUCUGAUAUUGACACCUUUCUUAGUUGCAGAGAUUUAAUUCGCUUGCGUUUCGUGAUUUGUAUGCGUAUAGCUCCGUUUUUACCUGCCGAAAUGCUUGAAAAUGACAGCAGUGAUGGCCCUGAAGCAGAAGAGUAUGUGGGACUUGCGGAUUUUGUGGCUGAAGGAGAUGAGCAGCUUAGUUUCUCAGUUGGUGAUAAAUUGAAGGUCCACGACAGGAGUUCAGACUCGUGGUGGUGGGCUGAACUGCAGGGUAACUUUGGUUAUGUCCCAUCCAGCUAUUUGCAUCAAAGAGAGGAUGAAGAAGAUGCUUGGCAAGAUGAAGAAUACUUUGGCAACUAUGGGACGUUAAGGCUUCAUCUGGAGAUGCUGUCAGAUAAACCCCGGACGGAAACAUACAGACAGGUGAUCCUGAGCAACAGGGCAGCCCAGGGGAAGGUGGUCAUGGACUUGGGCUGCGGGACAGGGGUUAUCAGCCUCUUCUGCGCCCGUCUGGCACAGCCUGCUGCGGUAUAUGCUGUGGAGGCCAGCUCAAUGGCAGAACACACUGAGGAGCUAGUGAGGCAGAACGGCUGUGACGGAGUCGUGACGGUGUUUCAGGACAGAGCUGAGAAUCUCUCUCUGCCCGGGAAAGUGGACGUUCUGGUGUCAGAGUGGAUGGGCAACUGCCUUCUGUUUGAGUAUAUGGUGGAGUCAGUGUUGCUGGCACGUGAUCGCUGGCUGAAGGAGGGUGGCAUGAUGUGGCCUUCCUCCGCCUGUCUGAUGCUCGUCCCUUGCCAGGCCCUCUCUGACUACAGGCAAAAGAUGGAGUUCUGGGAGAAACCGUAUGGCCUAGACUUCAGCUACCUACAGUCACUUGCACAGAAGGAGUUCUUCUCCAAGCCUAAAUUUAGCCAUCAUCUCUUACCCGAGGAUUGUUUGUCCACACCAGCCGAUGUUAUCACUCUUGACAUGGUCACAAUACAGGUCUCAGACUUAGAGAGACUCAAAGGAGAGUUUAGUUUCAGUGUUGAGAAGUCAGGCGCGUUUCAUGGCUUCACUGCCUGGUUCAGUGCGCAUUUCCAGAGUUUGGAAGAGGAUGGACCAUCACUGGAGUUGAACACCGGGCCAUUUUCAGAGAUCACUCACUGGAAACAGACUCUCUUUAUGUUGGAUACACCAGUGACAGUUGAGGAAGGGGACAUUAUUGCGGGGUCCAUACGUCUGCAGAGAAAUCCAAUAUGGAGACGUCACUUGUCAAUCACAUUUUCAUGGAACAUAAAUAACACAGAAGGUCCUGAGUUCCAGACAAAGUGCUUUCCGAUGUGGAGGUGACCCUAAGACCCAUCCAUGAACCUUAUUUCUUUUUGCCGUUGUACAAUCUUUAGUGCACAAUGCAUCACACUACAAAUCUUCACCUGAGAUUUUCAGAUUUUUUUAGCUAGAUCGAAAAAAACUGACAAGACUAAAGUAUAAUUCAUAAAUAUUUGCUUGGUUUUUUUGUUUUAUUUAAAAAAAUUCAGAAAAGAUGGAUUUUGUGCACAAGUGAAUAAUUUGACAUUUGUCGGUAUUUUUUAAUAAAGCAAUAAGCAUGAUAGUUUAACAUGGAUGUUAUGUGAGGGGAGGUAGUUUUCAGUCAGGCUUGCAUUCUUGUGUGAGUUCAUGACUGCUUACUCUCACUGACUGCACGUGCUAAUUCCAAGCAAGAGCUCAAAUGUGGGACUGCAACAUUUGUUACACUGCACCUGAUGCUGUCUUGAUGAUGUUAUCUGAUGAUGUACAGCAGUACCUCUUUUCUCGUUGUCUGGCAUUUACAAAGGGUUCAGAAACUCAGUAAGAGUAUGUUUUUUUUGGUCAAAUCCUACCGUUAUUAGCUGCCUUGAGUUUAGAUAGAUUGUACACUUGUCGUUCCACUUACUUUAUUACUGGCGUGUCUUCAGUCUAAUUUUGGUUUUCAUCAGAGAGCUCUGCAAACUCGAACCCUUCUCACAACGCUGUUUGUCUGAUCAAGACCCACAAGGAGGGAUGUGCAGAGCUCCUCGGGGACAAUAAUUUCUGAAUCAUAGACUAAUGCUGAAAAUUCAGCUUUGAAAUAAAUGAUUAAAAUAGUAUAAAUGUAUAUUAAAAAGGAAAAAAAACUAUUCACAAUAAUAAUUGAAUUUGAAAUUGAAUUUGAAAUUUGAAUUUAAUGUUAAGUAAUAAUAUUUCACAAUAGCAAUAAUAUUUCAUAUUUCACAAUAUUAGCUACUAAGCUACUGACACUAGCUUUGUGGAAGAAUUUUUUUUUCCAUCCUAUAUAGGUAUAGGAAAGAACCAUAUGACUUUAGAGCCUUUGGUUUCUGAAUUGAUUGCAAUAUCAGUCAAUCGAGCAAAAUACCUCAGACUGACAGAUAUGUAAAAACAAAUUUUCUGACUUUUGAGCAAGUAGUUACUGUUUUGUAAUAAUUAUGUUAAUUUGAAUUCAAAUACAUUUUGUUUUAUUAACCACAGCAUUGUUGCUAUUUGCUGGAGAAGGGCACUUUUGAAUAAUUUUGAAAGAGGUCUUGUGUCCCCAAAGCCUUCUGUGUGUGCUUGGCCCUUAUGUUUCUUGUCUAGCUUAGUUUGUGUAACCUCGCCUCACUAGGUGAGUGUGCUCAUGUAAAAAUAAAAUUCAGCAAGGAACUGAGGUUUU
This is a messenger RNA of Puntigrus tetrazona (Sumatra barb), 2665 nucleotides long. It is a transcript of the gene prmt2, whose product is annotated as protein arginine methyltransferase 2. The record is from RefSeq and is a predicted model, not a curated record. Gene Ontology annotation, cellular component: nucleus. Gene Ontology annotation, molecular function: protein binding; protein-arginine N-methyltransferase activity. Gene Ontology annotation, biological process: peptidyl-arginine methylation. Lineage: Eukaryota; Metazoa; Chordata; Actinopteri; Cypriniformes; Cyprinidae.